This is a messenger RNA of Pelobates fuscus (common spadefoot toad), 2795 nucleotides long. It is a transcript of the gene DNAJC7, whose product is annotated as DnaJ heat shock protein family (Hsp40) member C7. NCBI's taxonomy places the organism in Eukaryota, Metazoa, Chordata, Amphibia, Anura, Pelobatidae. The record is from RefSeq and is a predicted model, not a curated record. The transcript has 14 exons. Bases 47 to 1528 code for a protein of 493 amino acids. Gene Ontology annotation, molecular function: protein binding.
CCGGAAGUCGCGCUGCUUUCUCCUUCCCCUCUAAGCCGGCGGUAAGAUGGCUGCCACCGCGGGUUGCGACGUGAUGAUGGCGACAGAUGAACCGGAGAGGACCCAUGAGGAACGGGAGAGAGAGGCUGAAGCUUGCAAAGAGAAGGGAAAUGCAUUUUAUGCACUAAAGGAUUACAACGAAGCUUACAACUACUACACAAAAGCAAUAAACUGGUCCCAUAAAAAUGCCAGUUACUAUGGAAACAGGGCAGCUACCUUGAUGAUGCUGUCGAAGUACCGUGAGGCCCUGGAAGAUGCCCAACAAGCCGUGCGACUAGAUGACACCUUUGUUAAGGGCCAUCAAAGAGAGGGAAAGUGUCACUUGUCACUUGGAAAUGCCAUGGCUGCCACCCGAUGCCUGCAGAAAGUUGCUGAUCUUGAGCCAAAUAACGAGCAGGCUCGACAGGACCUUAAGAAUGCUGCUGCUGUGCUACAAUAUGAGCGAAUUGCUGAAGAGGACUUUCAAAAACGAGAUUUUCGAAAGGUUGUGUUUUGCAUGGAUCGAGCCUUAGAGUUGGCCCCUGCCUGCCAUCGCUUCAAAAUACUCAAAGCAGAGUGUCUGGCUCUCCUUGGCCGCUAUCCGGAUGCACAGUCUGUGGCCAGUGACAUCCUACGGGUAGACUCCACCAACGCAGAUGCACUGUACGUGCGAGGUCUAUGCCUAUAUUAUGAAGAUUGCAUUGAGAAAGCUGUGCAAUUCUUUGUGCAGGCUUUGAAAAUGUUCCCUGAUCAUCAGAAAGCCCGUUUGGCAUGCAGGAAUGCUAAAGCACUGAAAGUCAAGAAGGAUGAAGGAAACCAGGCAUUUAAAGAUGGCAAUUAUGAGUUGGCCUACAAACUUUACUCAGAAGCACUUUGCAUAGAUCCCAACAAUAUCAAAACAAACGCAAAGCUGUAUUGUAACCGCGGCACUGUAAAUGCAAAGCUUAAGAAGCUAGAUGAGGCAAUAGAAGAUUGUACAAACGCCAUAAAGCUGGAUGACAGUUACAUCAAAGCCUACUUACGGAGAGCACAGUGCUGCAUUGAUACAGAACAAUUUGAAGAAGCAGUCAGGGAUUAUGAGAAGGUUUACCAGACUGAAAGCACAAAAGAACACAAGCAGUUACUUAAGAAUGCACAGCUGGAACUGAAGAAGAGCAAGCGGAAAGAUUACUACAAGAUACUCGGUGUAGACAAAAAUGCAUCUGAAGAUGAGAUAAAGAAAGCCUAUAGAAAAAGAGCAUUAAUGCAUCAUCCCGAUCGACACAGUGGAGCCACAGCAGAAGUGCAAAAAGAGGAAGAAAAGAAAUUUAAAGAAGUAGGGGAGGCUUUCACAAUUUUAUCUGACCCAAAGAAGAAGGCUCGCUAUGAUAGUGGGCAGGACCUCGACGAGGAUGGAAUCAACAUGGGAGAUUUUGAUGCCAACAAUAUUUUCAAGGCAUUCUUCAGCAGUCCAGGGGGUUUCAGUUUUGAAGCUUCUGGUCCUGGUAAUUUCUUCUUCCAAUUUGGGUAACAUCCUCAUGUCCCAAAGCACUCCUAUCCCUAUCUUCCCCCAUCCCACUCCAUUUGCUCGUCCUGCUCCCUCAUCUCCCUUCUCCGAUCAAGUGUUUUAACCUGGAAUACGGACAUUAUUUAAUCAGACUUCUCCACGGCAUCACCGUGCCCCUCUGUUUGUUAGAGAAGUGUUUUUUUUUUGUGUUUUUUUGUGUUUUUUUUUUUUUUAAUUAUUAUUUUGAAUCCAUCUUGGUUAAAUACCUCUCUGUGUGCUCAUGUGUGAAGGAAAUAUUGAAAGCAGCAUGAACUAACGUAUCAAAUAAAUUUAAAAAAGCCUGACACAAUUCUGCUCUAUUUUUUUCCCUUACAAGAGAAAAGAAAAACUUGAUUACCAAAAAAUUGGAAAUAAAAACACAUUUUUUUUUUCUUUAUGCGGUUCCACAGGAAUUUUGCUCAAUCCUUGAGAUGUGCAAAUUUAACUGCAGAGCUAUAAGUUGGUUAGGCUAAUUUGUGUUUAUGGGAUAUACGUAAUAAACUUAGAAGUCUCUUGAAUUUUUAUUAAUUCAAUGCUUCAGGACUUUGAGUACAUGUUCAUGGAUUUAAAGUGACUUUUUUUGCAUUGCAAUUUUUACAUCAACAUAACUGGAAGGUGCAUGAUUGUGUGAAACAGACAGCUUCCUGAAUUUGUAUAUCUGCUAUGUAUUCUUCAGUCCUUAUUUUUAACGACCUAUGAAAGAAUAGGAUUGAUACCAGUAUGAAGAAAAACGUAAGUUUACCACGGAGUAUGUAAUGCAGUCAAUGUUGAACUGACCUUGUAAUUUUGUUUCUGUAUGUUUAAAUGUAAACAUUUUACAGUUUCUGUAACAGAACGCAAGUUGCUUUGUAAGUUGAGAUGCAAUUUAAGUGGACCAACAAAUAUGUUGUGAAACAUGAAGAUUUGAUUGCACCACUAUAGAAAUGUAUCAUUUUAUUAAUGUUCAAAUCGAGGGAUGAUUAUGUACGCUAAUAUAUGUAUUGGAUUUCAGACACGUUAAUAUUGCCUGCCCCUUGGGAGCCAUCAGAUUUUGCGUGCUGAAUACUUUAGUAUGACUUCCUUAAAGUUACUAGGUAGGAAUCAUAAUGGGUACCCCAUACGUUAGUAUCAUAGUGAUGUACUUUAGCUGUGCCACUCUUAUUGCAAUUUACUCAACAUAUUCCUACCCAAAGUUGGUCUAUGAAAACGUCCCAAUUCUACAAGGUUACCUGUACAAAUAUAAAAGCGUUCAAUAAAACUGUUUAAAAAUGUA